UAGCUUUGCUUCACCUGAAACCCUUCCUCCUCAAAAAAUGGCGACUAGGGCAUUGUUAGCUCGGCGACCUCUCCAUCUCCUUAUCUAUGGAUCACCACAUCAGAAGCUCCGAUAUAUCUCAAACUCUCCUGAAAUUUCUCUCGCGAAUCUCCUUGGGAAACACAUUUUCCCCUUCUCCUCCCACCUCCACGAAUUAAUCCAACAUAACCCAUUUUUAAUCCGGACGCCCUCUUCAGAUCUAUCCAAACCGAUCUCACUCCUCCAAUCCCUGGGGUUCUCCAAAACUUCUCUCCUCUAUGUCAUCCAUGCUUGCCCCAAAACUCUAGACUACGAAUUUCUGACAAAAUGGAAUAAUGGUUUCUUCGAACUGGGCCUCACUAAUGCUGCCUCUGCUUCUACGAUUCAGAUGAUUCUGGUACAAUCUGCAAGUAACAAGAUUGAGCCGGAGGACUUUAUUCGGACUUUGCGGCAAAUGAAAAGUGUGGGAUUUAGCGCAGAAACGGUGAUAAGGGUUUUCGAGGCCAUUCCUGCCGCAUUUAUGAGGGACGGGAUCCACAUCAGCCGUAGAAUCGAGUUCUUGAAGAAAUCCGCUGGGAUUAAAAAACAGGAGGAAUUGAACAAGAUUUGCCAGUCUUACCCAGAAUUCUUGGCAUUUAGCAUCGACAACACAUUGAGGCCACUCUUUGCAGAACUCUCUGAUCUGGGAUUUGAUCAAAUUGAAGUUAGAAAGGUCUUAAUUCAAAAUCCUAAUCUGCUCUUGAGCAUGGAAUUUGGAGAGCUCUCACGUUAUGUGAACUUGCUUGAAGGCCUCAAAUGCAGAACUCCAAUAAAAAAUCGAGUCCUAGCAAGAGGCCGCCUUUGCGCUGUUGUCGACAUAAAGAUUAGAAUUGAGUUACUAUGCAAGCACGGAUUGAUCCAAAGGGAUGCGCUGAAGAUCCUCCAUGUUGAGCCGAGGUCAAUUUUGUACUCACAGGAGGAUUUGGAGAAAAAAAUACAAUUCUUAUUGCAGCAACUAGGGUUUAAUAUUGAUCACUUGUUUGAAUUCCCCGAUUACUUGGGUGUGAAUUUGGAGAAGCAAAUCAUUCCCAGACUACAAGUUGUGGAUUUUCUGAAAUCGAAGGGUCUACUUGAGAUGGUGGUGGAAUUGAAGCAUUUUGUGAGGCUAAGUAGGAGGAAGUUCUACAACUUCUUUGUGAAGCCUUAUACCGACUGUGAAAAGAUUUUUGGAGGGUUGAUGAGAGAUGUGAGGGUGAACGAUGAAAAGUUGAAGAGGAAGCAUCCCACUGGUCUGUGGAAGUUGUUCAAGCCUCAGAAGUAUUUUGAUUCUGAAGACGAUGUGAAGAACAUAAAACAAUUUAUGGACAUUUGACAUUUCUUUCAUUGUCAAAAGAAUUAUUGUUCUUCAUUAAUUUACUUGUGAUAGAAUUCUUUACUUAUAUAAA
Molecule: messenger RNA, 1442 nt
Organism: Dendrobium catenatum
Lineage: Eukaryota; Viridiplantae; Streptophyta; Magnoliopsida; Asparagales; Orchidaceae
Product: transcription termination factor MTERF15, mitochondrial
Exons: 2
Coding region: 38-1369 (443 amino acids)
Biological process (GO): regulation of DNA-templated transcription
Molecular function (GO): double-stranded DNA binding
Source: RefSeq, a predicted model, not a curated record